CGAGAGGGUGCUUCCACGUUCUCUUGUGCUCGUCCCCAACAUCUGGUCUGCGACCCUCCCUCCUCUCACCAAAAACCUCCCACCUAGCGGCCACACAGUCCGCGCCCUUCCCAUUCUUUUUCCCCUUUUUUUCCUCGCCCACCAUGAAGGCGACCUGCAAAAUCCUCAAGCCCCUCGUCCUCUGCCUCGCGGGCGGCGCCGCGGCGGCGGUGGCGGCCCGGCCCAAGAUCAUAAUCGAGAACGACUUUGGCUCAACAGCCUUCACGACGUUCCUGCAGGCGUUCGAUGCCGGCUGGGACGUGCUCGGCCUCGUGGGCGACACGGCCAACACGUGGGCGCUGCAGUCGAGCCUGCACGCCCUGGCGCUGCUCGAGCGCGCGGGCCUGUCGUCGUGCGUGCCCGUCCACAAGGGCGCCGACUACCCGCUGCUCAACACCCCCGAGCUGCACCAGCUGUGGCAGGCGCGGCACGGGGCACUCCCAUGGCAAGGCGUCUUCAAGCCAGAAAAUGCAACGGCCGAGGCCGCGGGCUGGGACCCGACGUCGGGCGACCCGGGACGCGUGGUGCCCGAGGCCUUCGCCGAGGGCUACCCCAACGGCACGCUGGCGGGCGCGCGGGCGGCCGCCUGGAUGGUGGAGCAGGUGCGCCGGCACCCGGGCGAGGUGCUCAUCUACAGCGGCGGCGCCCUGACCAACAUCGCCCUGGCCGUGCGCAUGGACCCCGAGUUCGCGUCGCUGGCCAAGGGGCUGGUCGUCAUGGGCGGCUACGUCGACGUGUUUCUGCUGCAGACGAGCGGCGACUCGCUGCAGGCCGAUAUCAACUCUGAUCUCAACCUAAAGAUUGAUCCCGAAGCGGCCAAGAUUGCACUCACUGCCGACUUUCCCAGCAUAACCCUCAUUGGCAACGGCGCAAACCAGUUUAUCCCCUCGCAGGAGUUCAAGGACGAGGUUUUCCAGGUCCAGAAUCCCUUUACCCAGCUUUUCCACGACCGGAUCGACAUAACCCUUCCCCUCUGGGACGAGAUUGCGCUGUUUGCGGGUCUGUUCCCUAGCCAUGUUCUCAAUUCGACCUCGUUCUACGUUGACGUCGACACAGCCUGGUCAAGCCCUUUUUACGGCAACAUUAUCCCGAAGCAGCCGUCCAUGGUUGGAAAGUCACAAAGACUGAAGCGGGUCAAAUUUGUCCACUCGGUAAACACCACCGAGUUUCAAGCGCAUCUCAAGCACGCGCUGCAGCACCCCAAGACGGGUUGCAACAUGUUGGGCCAAGAUGUUCAGCGCGUCGAUAUCCGCGCCGGCGCAUGCUCCCUGGUUUCUUUGUUGCCACAAGGCGGAGCAAAAGAGCUCUUUGCUAGAUCCAUGUGACCCAUCAAGGGCAUGUACACUUACACAGCUACCUAUAAUAGUCCUUUAUCGUAUACCUAAUUAUUUGCUUAACC
Gaeumannomyces tritici R3-111a-1 is the source of this 1438-nucleotide messenger RNA. RefSeq lists its product as hypothetical. The transcript has 5 exons. Gene Ontology annotation, molecular function: purine nucleosidase activity. Lineage: Eukaryota; Fungi; Ascomycota; Sordariomycetes; Magnaporthales; Magnaporthaceae. Bases 144 to 1364 code for a protein of 406 amino acids. Gene Ontology annotation, cellular component: cytosol. Gene Ontology annotation, biological process: purine nucleoside catabolic process. The record is from RefSeq and is a predicted model, not a curated record.